UAUCCAAGAAAGAACUUUACUUUUCCUCUCGUUUCUGGCGGGAAGAGAGAGAGAGAGAGAGAGAGAGAGAGAGGAGUGAGAGUAGUGUAGGAGGGUGUUGUAGAGUGUGGGCGAUUGGCGACGCAGAGACAAAGCCAUACAACCCAAUGGGAUCGGAGGUUGCUUUACCCAAAUGGGCAUCUGAGCCUUGCAUCAUGGGCAUCGACGAAGCCGGACGCGGUCCUGUUCUAGGACCCAUGGUGUACGGAUGCUUGUACUGUGCUGUCUCGUACCAGAAGACUCUUUCUUCUUUGAACUUUGCAGAUUCUAAAACUCUGAAAGAAGAAAAGAGGGAAGAAUUAUUUGAGAAUUUGAAGGCUGAAGAAUCUGUUGGAUGGGAAGUUGAUGUCAUUGAUCCGAGGGAGCUCUCGGCUAAAAUGUUGAAGAAGAAUAAGAUAAACCUUAAUGAAAUUUCACAUGAUUCUGCAAUGGGCCUUGUCAAAAGGGUACUGAACAUGGGAGUUCUUCUAACCGAGGUUUAUGUGGACACUGUGGGAGAUCCAGAAAAGUAUCAAAUUAAAUUGUCCGAAAGGUUCCCACAUAUCAAAUUUGUUGUUGCAAAGAAAGCUGAUAGUCUUUAUCCGGUUGUAAGUGGAGCAAGCAUCGUCGCAAAGGUAACAAGAGACCGAGCUGUGAGGGAUUGGGUGCUUGAUGAAACUGCUGAAAACAUGCAUCGGAACUUCGGCUCAGGUUACCCUGCAGAUCCUGCAACAAAGUCUUGGUUAGAACAUCACAAACAUCAUGUAUUUGGGUUCCCAACAUUGGUCCGGUUCAGUUGGGGCACUUGCACUCCUUACUUCAAAGACAUUGUCGAAGUGCUGUGGGAAUCUGAUAAAACCGAUGAAGGGGGUUCCUCUACUGGAAGCAGCAAGCGGCAAUUGAAGUUGAGCAGUGUUGGUUUCACUGGAGUGAAGCGAAAAAGUGAAGAAAUUGAAUCCAGCGGCAAAGGACGCUGCAAAUUUUUCCAUGCUCGUAAACUUGAGCAAGUCACUCAUUUCUAAGGACAACUUUGGAAUUGUAUACUAUUUCCAAAUGAUUGAUUAUUUGCAUCUUGUAUUUGACAAACCUGUAUUCUAUCGGAUUGUUUAUUCUGAUUGAGAUUCAAAAGACAAGUCAGCGAAUGAGCCGAUGUGGCAUAGCGAAUGAGACGAUGUGGGCAUUGAAGAGAUUAUUCUCAAUUUUGCUCGAGUUCUAUUCG
Messenger RNA from Rhododendron vialii, 1237 nucleotides. Its product is annotated as ribonuclease H2 subunit A. The record is from RefSeq and is a predicted model, not a curated record. Lineage: Eukaryota; Viridiplantae; Streptophyta; Magnoliopsida; Ericales; Ericaceae. Gene Ontology annotation, cellular component: ribonuclease H2 complex. The transcript is spliced from 7 exons. Gene Ontology annotation, biological process: mismatch repair; DNA replication, removal of RNA primer. Bases 147 to 1040 code for a protein of 297 amino acids. Gene Ontology annotation, molecular function: RNA-DNA hybrid ribonuclease activity; RNA binding.